This is a messenger RNA of Callorhinus ursinus (northern fur seal), 3339 nucleotides long. The record is from RefSeq and is a predicted model, not a curated record. NCBI's taxonomy places the organism in Eukaryota, Metazoa, Chordata, Mammalia, Carnivora, Otariidae.
AUCAUCUUCAUGACGCUGACGCUCUUCCCCAUCCGGCUGCUACUCAUCGUUACCAUGAUGCUGCUCGCCUGGCCCUUCACGUUCUUCGCUACACUGGGGUCCUCAGACAGGGAACCCGAACAGCCCCCGGCCACGUGGCGGAAGGUUGUGGACUUCCUGCUCAAGGCCAUCAUGCGCACCAUGUGGUUUUCCGGCGGCUUCCACUGGGUGAUCACGAAGGGGCGGCAGGCCUCUCCGUCUGAGGCCACCAUCCUCACCCUGGCUCCGCACUCCUCUUACUUCGAUGCCAUCGCUGUCACCCUGACGAUGUCCUCCAUCGUGAUGAAGGCAGAGAGCAGAGACAUCCCGAUAUGGGGAACUCUGAUAAAGUACAUCCGGCCAGUGUUCGUGUCCCGGUCCGACCAGGAUUCGCGAAGGAAGACUGUGGAGGAGAUCAGGAGGCGGGCACAGUCGAAUGGAAAGUGGCCACAGAUAAUGAUUUUUCCAGAAGGAACAUGUACCAACAGGACCUGCCUAAUUACCUUCAAGCCUGGUGCCUUUAUCCCUGGAGUUCCUGUGCAGCCUGUGGUUCUACGGUACCCGAAUAAACUGGACACCAUCACUUGGACCUGGCAAGGCCCCGGAGCGUUGAAAAUCCUGUGGCUCACACUGUGUCAGUUUCACAAUCGAGUGGAAAUCGAGUUCCUCCCCGUGUACAGCCCUUCAGAGGAAGAGAAGAAGGACCCCGCAUUGUACGCCAGCAACGUGCGGCGCGUCAUGGCCGAGGCCCUGGGCAUCUCCGUGACCGACUACACAUUUGAGGACUGCCAGCUGGCCCUGGCGGAAGGACAGCUCCGUCUCCCUGCGGACACUUGCCUUCUAGAAUUUGCCAGGCUGGUGAGGGGCCUGGGGUUAAAACCAGAAACACUUGAGAAGGAUCUGGAUAAAUAUUCCAAAAGCGCCAAGAGGCAGAGGGGAGGAAAGUUGGGUCUCCCUGAGUUUGCGGAGUACCUGGGCGUCCCUAUCUCAGACACGCUGGAGGACAUGUUCUCCCUGUUUGAUGAGGGCGGAGACGGCAGGAUGGACCCUCGGGAGUACGUGGUCGCCCUGUCUGUCGUCUGCCGGCCAUCCCGGACUCUGGACACCAUCCAGCUCGCGUUCAAGAUGUACGGGUCACGGGACGGAGACAUCGAUGAGGACACCCUGUCCCGCAUCCUCAAGACUGCCUUAGGGGUGGCAGAGCUCAGUGUGACCAACCUUUUCCGGGCCAUCGACCAGGAGGGGACAGGGCGGAUCACAUUUGCUGACUUCUGCAGGUUUGCAGAAAUGUUCCCCAACUUUGCAGAGGAGUACCUGUACCCCAAACAGACCCAUCCGGACAGCAGUGCACAGACACCCCUCGCUCCAACCCCCAACGGCUUCUGUGCGGACUUCAGCCCUGAGAACUUGGACAUUGGAAGGAAACCUUUCCGUAAGAAACUGGACUAGGAGAGAAGGUUCUGGAGAGAGGAGGCCUCUCUGCGGCCCUGUCACCACCCGCCUCCGCCUGGCUGUGAGCCUGUUCGCGGUGGCGUGGCUCGGCCUCGCUCUCCCGCGUGUUGUGUGCGUGUACCGGCCUCGGGCCGAGUUCUGCGACACCCGGGGUCCUUCUGACCCUGUUCCUUUGUGGAGAGCCCGUGUGAGGGCGGGGCUUCGCCAGCCGCGGGGCCGCGUGGGCCCCCGGGGGACGGUCCCGGGUUCACUUCCCGCAGUCUUUCCUCGCGUCCCUGUUGGAGUCCGUGCCCGGCGGCUUGCGCACGUGGACGGGACUCCACAUGCACACGCGACACGCGGGAGACCAAGACAUGUCACGUGUGUUUCGAUUCCAGCACAAGUUCUCUGCCAGCCUGUGUGGGGGUCACAGCAUGGCAGAGGCCUGUCUGACUUUUAAACAUUUCUAUAUUUGUGGGAACUCAUGAGUAUUUUAUAAACUUCAUUUAGAUACUUCAGGAAGCAUUCAGCAUUUUUUAAAAAAGAAAAUUGUUUUCUACGUCAUUUUUCCUUUGAGGGCCAGAGGAUAUCUAUUUAUAGGCCCUUUUUUGAUAGAAUCCGAGGCUGUAUGGGGCUUUGACUUCAAUCUCUUUCUGGCCUCUCUCUACCAGGUACAUUCCUCCGUCUGGGUCCGCCACACACACGCAGCCCAGAUGCCUUUUCUGCUUCUUUAAUCCUUUUCAAAUCCCCGUCUUUUUUAUAAACGUUACCAGCUUGGCAUUUCUGUUACACAUAAGGUAAUGUACUUCAGAGCCUCGCAAAUCCAGCCGACGCGUUGCGCGGCGGGGAGGUGGGUGAGUUAGCAGGGGGUCGCAGUGGGCAGCCCUGGCUGGUGUGCUGAGCCUCCUGGAGGCCAGCACCCGGGCGACGGGCAGGUCCUGGCGGGAGGCUGGCGCCCCACACUCUGCCGCUGCCCACCGGGGCCUGCCCGCCACCGAGCACGAGGCCGGCACCGGCCCGGCCUCAGGGAAGGCGUUGGGGCCGCCGCCCGAGUCAGGUGAGGAGCAGAGCCUCCACACACAGGAGGGGAUGCCCUGGUGUUGCCCCUCCACGCCCGGAGCUCGGCCCGAGGCACCGCAUCCUUCGGACACAAUUAGAGGUCUGCUCUUCAAGCACAAGGACCACAGCCUCUAGUUGGGUCUGAAGCAAAGCCUCUGGUUUGCUUGGGGAAGAAAAUUCUUUUGAAUUUCUAAAUGAAUUGGAUUUUGUAUUUGGGCAUCUCCAUAGAAAGCGACCGCCAGGGCCGCCAGAAAAAAUGUUUACAGACUUCCCAAGGCGUGCCCGGUGUGCGCUUCCAGCAACCUCCCGGAGCGAAGGGAAGGCCCCGGCCUCCGUUCCUGCACUGUGUCCGCCCCUCGGGGAGGCACUGCCCGCACGCAUGCAGCCCAGAUGCGGGCUUGGGAGCUCACGGUAAUCAACUUCUAGCUGCAGAAUGCAUAGAAAUUCAUUUUUAGGAGAGAAAACAUACAAGUGACCAAUGAAGGAGGUAAAUAAACUAAGAUAUUCUGAGGGAAGGGUCCGGCUCGCGGCUCCCGGCCUUGGCGUCUGUGGAUGAAGGGCUUUUUUGAAUGAAGUGCCACUGGGCAUUUUCAGGAAAAAACCCCUGAUAAACAGACUUGGAAUGGAUGUUUACUCCUGAUCCUCUUCUGCACAGUGACUUAGUGUCAGUGGUGUUCCCAACUGUGAAUGUAUAUAGUUUGGGAGGUAAAUCCCUUUUGUGUGAGGUGGGGACGGAAGGGGCCCCACGAGGACUUGGGGUCCAGGGUGGGCACCAUGAAACAGCUUUGGAUUUUCAGUGGAAUGAAUAAAACAUAGUCUUACCCACCUGAG